Cornus florida is the source of this 2786-nucleotide messenger RNA. RefSeq names its product WEB family protein At5g55860-like. Lineage: Eukaryota; Viridiplantae; Streptophyta; Magnoliopsida; Cornales; Cornaceae. The record is from RefSeq and is a predicted model, not a curated record. The coding region runs from base 628 to 2589 and encodes 653 amino acids. The transcript is spliced from 4 exons.
UCUCUCUCUCUCUCUCUCUCUCUAUCCUACUGAUGAUUUGCUGAUAUAAAAUUUGUCUCUCGACAGCCUUUCGAGCUUUCAAAUCCCUCUCUUCAUUUCUCUCUCCAGUUUCUCUCUCUACUGCAACUGUCUUUACCGUUUCGAUUCUUCAAGAAACCCUAUCUAUUAGUAGUAUUCAAUUCAAAAGCGGUUUUACACAGUUCCUUCGAUUCUUGAAAACAUAUUUUCCUUAGCUGGAAAAUUGUUAUUGGAUUUUCUUGGAUACUUUUUAACAAAGUCUUGGACUGUGCUUGGUGGUGUUGUGUGCCGUGUUUUAGGAGAUUCUCAAGGUUGUUGACUUCUGAGAGAGGAUGAAGAUCGGUGAAGAAGAUGAGCGAGAAUCGUCGCUCUUCGCUAUAAUUUAUGAAGAUUGAAAGACUUCUUGAGAUUUUGAUACUUGAUCAUUUCUAGGGUUUAUGAUGCGUUUCUCUUAUCGCUCUCACACGACUAGGUGUUUGAAGUAGGGUUUGAUUUGAACUCGUAUACUGGAACCAUUGAAGUUUAUCGUGAUAAUAUUUGGCCCAUCUGGUGGAAUAGUUAACAGGAUUAACCAGGUAGGCGUUGGAGAACUAUAUUAAAUAAAGCAGUAUGGGCACAAAAGAUUGUCUUAAUACUACGGACUCUCCUAAAGUUCUAGUUGGAGAGAUAGACACCAGGGCACCAUUUCAAUCUGUCAAAGAUGCUGUCACUUUAUUUGGUGAAGGCACUUUUUCUGGGGAAAAAUUUCCCAUUAAGAAGGCAAAACCUCAUUCUGCAGAGAGGGUAUUGGCGAAAGAGACACAGCUUCAUUUGUCCCAAAAAGAAUUAAAUAAAUUGAAGGAACAACUGAAGAAUGCUGAAACUACGAAGACCCAAUCACUUCUAGAGCUUGAAAAGGCUAGAAAAACAGUUGAGGAUCUAACGCAAAAGCUUAAAACUGUUAUUGAGUCAAAGGAAUCUGCAAUUAAAGCAACUGAAGCUGCAAAGAGUCAAGCAAAGCAACUUGAAGAAGCAAACAGUGGUGAUCCUGCACGAACUGACGGUGCCUGGAAACAGGACUUAGAAAGUGCUAGAGAACAGUACAUGGUUGCACUCACUGAACUCGACACUGCAAAACAAGAGCUAAGGCAAAUCCGUCAGGAUUGUGAUGCAUCCCUGGAAGCAAAAGCUACAGCUUUCGAGCAAGUAACAGAAGCUGAGCACGCAGCCAAAACGAACAUGGAAAGAGCUGGUGAGAUUUCGAAAGAAAUUACUGCUUUACAGGAGUCAAUAGGUCAGGUGAAGCUUGCAACACUGCAGGCCCACCAAGAGCAAACAGAGAUAUAUUCUAAGAAGGAUGUUCAAAAGCAGUCAUAUAAAGCUACUCUUGAAGAGUCUGCAAAGAAAUUGCUUCUGCUGAAAAAAGAGUGUGAUCCUGAAGUCACAAAAAAUCUUGAGGUCCAGCUGGCUGAAACAUUGACUGAGAUUGGAUCUAUUCGAAAAGAUAUUGAAUGUGCAAAGGCUUCAGAUCUUGAUUCUUUGAGGACUGUCACUUCCGAGCUGGACGAUGCUAAGGAGUCGUUGCAUAAAGUAGCUGAAGAGGAAAAGUCCCUUCAAAGCUUGCUGGAGUCUCUGAAGCUGGACUUGGAGAAUGAGAAGAGAGAGCAUUCUGAAUUGAAGGAGAAAGAAGCAGAAACGGAAUCCAUUGCAGGGAAUUUGCACGUUGAGCUCCGGAAAAGUGAGUCUGUGCUUGAAGCAGCCAUUGCAGAAGAAUCCAAAGUAAGAGGUGCUUUAGAAGAAAUGAUCUCGACGCUCAACCAGCUAUCAUCAGAAAGGGAAAAUGCCAAACAUGAAGCAGAAGAGAUGAAGAAGAAUGCAGAAGAGCUGAAGAAGGAAGCUGAAGCCACCAGAAUUGCACUAGAAGAAGCAGAGAAGAAGCUAAGAGUUGCACUGGAGGAAGCUGAAGAAGCAAAAGCAGCCGAGGGAAGGGCCGUUGAUCAGAUUAAGAUCUUGUCGGAGAGAACGAAUGCAGCACGUGCAUCAACCUCCGAAUCUGAUGUCCAAAUCACAAUCUCAAGAGAAGAAUUCGAGUCAUUGAACAGGAAAGUUGAGGAAUCUGACAAACUAGCGGAAAUGAAAGUAGCUGCUGCAAUGGCUCAGGCAGAAGCUGUAAAAGCCAGUGAAAAUGAAGCCCUCAAUAGGUUGGAGGCAACACAAAAGGAGAUUGAUGAUAUAAAAGCUGCAACUCAGGAGGCAUUGAAGAGGGCCGAGAUGGCUGAGGCAGCCAAGAAGGCAGUCGAGGGGGAGCUUCGAAGGUGGCGUGAACGAGAGCAAAAGAAGGCGGCUGAAGCUGCAUCCCGAAUUCUGGCAGAAACAGAAAUGUUGUCAGCAUCAUCCCCCGUUAACUACCAUACUGAAAAGCAGAAUCCACCAGAAAAGGUCAUUGAAACCCGAAAGUAUGAAAAAGAAAGAACUUAUACUUCUAAGAAAGUACUUUUGCCUAAUCUUAGCGGCAUCUUUCAGAGGAAGAAGAACCAAGUUGAGGGUGGGUCACCAUCGUAUCUGCCUGUUGAAAAGCAGCAGCUUGUGUGAUGCUUGUGUUUGUGAAACUUCUGUGCUACUAAGAUGGUUGAGAGAAACCCUGUUAAUACCUUGGUUUUUGAAUCAGUUUUCUGUUCUUUUUGGGUCUGUUUGGGUAGGGAUAUUGAAUUUCAUGGGUAGAAGUGGAAGGAAGUGUAAGAAGAUUGAUUUUGUAUGAAUAAACUAGUAGUUGGUUUGAGUUUGUUUUA